Messenger RNA from Salpingoeca rosetta, 1070 nucleotides. RefSeq lists its product as uncharacterized. The coding region runs from base 1 to 807 and encodes 268 amino acids. The transcript has 9 exons. The record is from RefSeq and is a predicted model, not a curated record. Lineage: Eukaryota; Choanoflagellata; Craspedida; Salpingoecidae.
AUGAUGGAUGUGCCUUCGAUAACGGCUCUGGGCAGCACGCUCGGCUUGACGGGCGAGGCGCUGGCAGUGUUGGAGGAGCAUGACAGGCUUGUGAAGCAGACAGUGACGCUGCUAUCGCAGCAGCUGGCUGAGGCGGAGGAACAGCUGCAUGCGACAGAGGAGCGUGCUGUGGCAGCGGAAGCCAUCGCCAAGGAAUACGCCGAAAUUGGUGUGUCACUGCAGGCGUCGCUUGACGGCGCGUCUGAGGAGAUGGAGGGCGUGAAGCAGGAGCUGGCGGCGGCCGUGGCAGCCAGGGGCGACGCGCAGGAGGCGCUUGUGUGUUCAAAGGAGCGGGUGGCGGAGGAGAUGAAGAGUAACGAGCAGUUGACGACACGCAUCAAAGAACUGGAAGCACAGGUUACUGCGCGUGAUGCCGCUGUCUCUGAAUGGCGGCGGCGCUGCGAAGAGGAAGAGAAGACGGCAGCCAGGCUCAGGCAGGAGCUGAAGGAGGCGCGGGCUGACGCUGCGCAAUUGCGACGGGCGGACGAACGGUGGACGCAGCGAUUGCAGGAGGAGAAGAGGAGACGCGAGGCUGUCAUCAGGGACAUGGAGUCGCGCCACGCCUCGGCGGUGGCGGCGCUGCGGUCGGAGAUGGACACAGAGCGCCAGACACUCAACCAGCGGCUCGCUGCCGAGGAGGCGCGGGUGGCGAGCGCACGACGCGAUGUCGACGAUUUGAUCCGCGGAUUCGCACGAACGCACACAUACACGCGCACACACGCUGCACACCCACAAACGCACGCGCAAGCACGCCCACCCCAGGCAUGACCCCGUCCGUGUGCACGCCUUGAUGUUCACAUUUUCUGCUUGUACAUAUUAUGCAAACACUUUCGUUGUACAUGACAAUGUCGCGCUUGCAUUGCUGCUCUCUGGUGUGUCCCCACGUUCUUUCUCAUUCCUCUUCUUUUUCCGCGCUCACCCAUCUUGUUCUCAUCUUCAUCGCGGUUUUCAGUCCCUUGUUCAUGCCACCCUCCACGACACCAACACCACAUGCGUACCGAUUGCUGCGUUUAUCGUUUUGUCUCCGCAAA